Molecule: messenger RNA, 1110 nt
Organism: Porites lobata
Lineage: Eukaryota; Metazoa; Cnidaria; Anthozoa; Scleractinia; Poritidae
Source: the annotation of a GenBank genome assembly
AUGACCGAACAGAUAAACGCUUCUCUUCAUCCUUGCUUGCGGGGUAAGUAUCACCUUUUUAAUCAACUCAAUAAGAAACAACCCGAAGUGAACGUGGGAUUACUCUCCCUCUCCCCGGGGGUAAUCCCUUAUUAAAGUCAUAAAGGUAUUUGCCGCUCCAAAGGGUAUGGCUUUUGCGCCGUUUCGCAUUUUGGUCUGGAAUAGGGUGUAGUUUUAGAGGGGACUACAGCAGUGUAUGAAUGUAUUUGUCAGUUAAAUUCCAAAUGAAUAAGAUAAAAACCGUAAUAUGAGAAAUUCGAAAUAGAUUCCAAGAGAUCUUUCUCUUGGCGCUCUAAGAAACGAUAACGUCAUUUAUGGUUAUGCCAGGACUGACAACGGGUCUGGAUUUUAGAGGCCAGGUCUGAAAACAGGUGUGGGAAAUGGAAAAUGACAUUUUGGGGUCUGAAAAAGGAUCAGGAUUUACAGAACCGGGCGGUACCCCCCCCCCCCUUCCCGCAAGAAUCCCCAGGAGUACCCCCAGUUCCUCCUCAGGCCAUAGUCAAAACGUACGCGUGUGUAAAUACAGUUAUUUGACAGCAGAAAUGAGUUAAACUCGCCGAAAAUCGAUAUUGACACAAGGUACUUCUGGGUGCAGUUUCUUUAGGAGACAACAAUUAGCCAACGUAGCCGAAUACUCUGAUUUCACACAUUUAUACUUGUUUUGCUUUUUUUUUAAAAGGUCGCUGGGUGACAAUUUCGUUCCCUCAAGUUCCUGCAAGGUUCUUUGGUCACCUUGCGUCUCAUUUAGGAUGCCAAGUGAACAGUAUGAGGCAGAUUCCACACAAAAAGCCGCCAUUUUACAAGAAAACAACAAAAAAAGUUUCCUACAAAAUCUUCAGCUUAAAUCCAUUUGUUGAAGCUUUACACGAACAAGAUAUCGUGCGAUUUAAGGGGUCAUUGAUGUGUAGCGGUGAUGACGAGGUUGUCAACAUAGAGAGUAGCAAUCCACGGGACGAACUUGGGCUGCUAAAUCCCGCAGUUUCUGGAGUACCACGCAACGUGAUAAAAGGCCCGAUUAUAAAGGAUACCUGGAAGUCGGAACAGGUGAAGGAAGGAACACGCGAGAAAUAG